CUUCGAUUGCUCCCGUGCUGUCAAAGCACGUAAACAUUAAAUUGUUUCGCAGGUUACAAAAUUACAACAAAACUUAAUAUGUCUUCAAUCUACGAAGCGGCCACUACCAUUAAACCAAAAUCUCCCGAGGAAGAGCAUGUAUUGAAGAACCUUUGGUCGAUUCGACCGUGUUACUUAUAUAAUGAAGAGUACGACGACUGCACCAGCAUCAAGGCCCGGUUCCAUCAGUACUUCAUACACGGAGAAUCGAUCGACUGCAAUCAGUGGAAGCGAGAUUUCGAUAACUGUGUCCGGUUCGAGAAGAAUGCAACGGAUACGAAAAGUGCCCUGGAGCUAAUACAGAGCGAACAAAGCCGGCGCGAAGAACGGAUGCGGGCCCAUUACAGCAACAACGUGUGGACGAAGCGAAAGUCCCCACCGGAAGAUUGGUCCAAACCACUGCCGGAACACAUGCAGAAGGAGUACGAAACCACCUUUCUAGCGUCGAAAGCGAAAGAACUGAGGGAAGGCUCUCACACACCGGAAGCGGAAAGUUCGUCCUGUGCUAUAAUGUGACCGGGCACCACCAACCAAGUCAGCAUUUGUUUUUAAGUAAUUUCUCUCGCUAUUGCACGUUUCGUUGCUGUGCAGUAAGUGUUGUUUUGAAGGAAAAAAAAAUUGUAUUUCAUUUAAACUUAGAAAGUUGUGUUCGUUUCUGGAUAAAAGAAUAACUUAGCGUACAUACGUUCAGAUAAAUAUUGUGUGCACCUACACUUACUCUUAAA
This is a messenger RNA of Anopheles stephensi (Asian malaria mosquito), 764 nucleotides long. RefSeq names its product UPF0545 protein C22orf39 homolog. The record is from RefSeq and is a predicted model, not a curated record. The coding region runs from base 79 to 555 and encodes 158 amino acids. Lineage: Eukaryota; Metazoa; Arthropoda; Insecta; Diptera; Culicidae. The transcript is spliced from 2 exons.